This is a messenger RNA of Anopheles funestus (African malaria mosquito), 10966 nucleotides long. It is a transcript of the gene Dscam1, whose product is annotated as Down syndrome cell adhesion molecule-like protein Dscam2. The record is from RefSeq and is a predicted model, not a curated record. The transcript is spliced from 23 exons. Bases 436 to 6789 code for a protein of 2117 amino acids. Gene Ontology annotation, molecular function: cell-cell adhesion mediator activity. NCBI's taxonomy places the organism in Eukaryota, Metazoa, Arthropoda, Insecta, Diptera, Culicidae. Gene Ontology annotation, biological process: homophilic cell-cell adhesion; dendrite self-avoidance; axon guidance. Gene Ontology annotation, cellular component: plasma membrane; axon.
GCUUCACACAGGCAGACACACAAAACAUAGCAUUUGGUUCGGGCGAGGAAGUGGUUUGUAAUAUCAACCGAGCGGAUUGUCUUGUGGAAAGAAAACAAAUUUUCACUGUGAAACACAGCACAGCAGCAUCAUCUUUGCAUAGCUACGGGCGUAUCCUUCGUCGAGCGCGGCGUGCAAGGAGCCUCCACCUAGGCUCUGGAGCCCUCGGGGUUGCUGCAGCAAUCAUCAAAAUCUCUGGUCUAGUGCGAUUUUUCCAAAGCAAAAAAGAAACCCGUGAAAUCAUAGUGUGCCAUUGUUUUCCGUGCGGGUGUGUGCGUGUGCGCGUGUGAAAAGGAUACAGUUUUUCACUUCGCUGUGAUUAAUACGCUCUGUGUACCGGAAGGAAACCGUUCCGCCGCGAAAAAGAAAAGAACACACACAAAAAAAACAGCGAAGAUGGUGAUGCUGGUUCGCGAGACAUCGCGUACCGUGGCAAUCGCAACCGCGUUGCUCUGCUUAUUAAGUGGCUUCAAUUGUCUCAAUGGAGUGCUGGGUGCUGGCAAGGUGGACGACUCGAAGGGACCCGUCUUCCUGAAGGAACCGACCAACCGCAUCGAUUUUUCCAACUCGACCGGUGCCGUAGUUGAAUGUAGCGCAACCGGCAAUCCGCCACCGGAAAUGAUCUGGAUCCGUAGCGAUGGAACGGCCGUUGGCGAUGUGCCUGGACUGCGGCAGAUUCUGCCGAACGGAAAUCUGGUGUUCCCACCGUUCCGGGCCGAGGAUUACCGGCAGGAGGUGCACGCCCAGGUGUACGCAUGCAUGGCCAAGAACCAGUUCGGAUCGGUUAUUUCACGCGAUGUCAACGUUCGUGCCGUUGUGCAUCAGCACUACCAGAUCCGUGUGAAUGAUGAGUUCGUAUUGAACGGCAAUGCGGCCAUCCUGAAGUGCUUGGUACCGUCCUUCCUGCAGGAUUUUAUAACAAUCGAAUCGUGGGACAUUGACGAUCAAACAGUCAUGAUCGAUGCGGAAGAAUCGACCAUGGAUGGUAAAUACAUGGUGCUACCCUCCGGUGAGCUACAUAUCCGUGAAGUUGGACCUGAGGACGGUUACAAGAGCUACCAGUGCCGUACGAAGCAUCGUCUUACCGGCGAGACACGGCUUUCGGCCACCAAGGGACGAUUGGUGAUCACAGAACCACUUGGUAGGGUGUCUCCCAAGCUAGACUCCACUUCCAAGAUCGUGACGGCAGAAGUAAGGCAUGGUAAUACGAUCGCCUUACUUUGCUCUGCUCAGGGUUACCCGAUAGCCGUUUUUAGAUGGUACAAAUACAUCGAAGGAACACAGCAGAAGAAGGCCGUUGUAUUGGACGAUCGUGUGAAGCAAGUGUCCGGCACACUCAUCAUCAAGGAUGCGGUAGUAGACGACUCUGGCAAGUACCUGUGCGUGGUGAACAACUCGGUUGGCGGUGAAAGCGUGGAAACUGUCCUGACGGUAACGGCACCGCUAGCGGCAAAGAUUGAACCUCGCACACAAACGGUAGACUUUGGUCGUCCAGCAGUCUUUACGUGCAAAUUCUCCGGCAAUCCGAUAAAAACCGUUUCCUGGAUGAAGGAUGGCAAAUCACUCGGACACAGUGAUGCAGUUUUGCGCAUUGAGUCGGUGAAGAAAGAGGACAAGGGCAUGUACCAAUGUUUCAUUCGCAACGAUCAGGAAAGUGCACAGGCUAGUGCAGAACUCAAGCUCGGAGGACGUUUCGACCCACCGAUAAUCCGUGAAGCAUUCCCAGAGGAAACACGUCACCCAGGACCGUCGGUGUUUUUGAAGUGUGUGGCCGGUGGAAACCCAACGCCUGAAAUCAGCUGGGAAUUGGAUGGAAAGAAAAUUACGAACAGCGAACGCUAUCAGGUCGGACAGUAUGUGACGGUGAAUGGUGACGUUGUGUCGCAUUUGAAUAUUACAUCGAUCCAUUCAAACGAUGGUGGUCUGUACAAGUGUAUGGCGAGCAGUAAAGUCGGUGUUGCUGAACACUCAGCGAAGCUCAAUGUUUAUGGUCUACCGUACGUCAGGACGAUGGAAAAGAAAGCGAUUGUGGCUGGCGAAACGUUGAUCGUCACCUGUCCGGUAGCAGGAUAUCCAAUCGAAUCGAUUGUUUGGGAACGAGACAACCGGCAACUACCCAUCAACCGCAAGCAGAAGGUAUUCCCGAACGGAACUUUAAUCAUCGAAAAUGUCGAACGAAACUCAGACCAAGCUACGUACACCUGCGUGGCGAAGAAUUCAGAAGGAUAUACCGCGCGUGGUACACUGGAAGUGCAAGUUAUGGCUCUGCCGAUGAUUAAUCCGUUCCACUUUGAGGAUCAUGUCGAUUCGGAGGAAAGCGUCCAGGUUACCUGUCAUGCAUCGAAGGGCGAUCUACCGAUCGAAAUUACCUGGCUGUUCAAUGGCAAACCCAUUCGUAUUAGUUCAAACAUUGAAAUCACUUCGAUCGGUAAAAGAUCUAGUUCGUUAAGCAUACCCUCUGUCGGAGCAGAUCAUUCCGGAGUGUACACGUGCACUGCAAAGAAUGUUGCCGGUAGCCGGAACCUGUCGGCUGAGCUGUUUGUUAAGGUUCCGCCCAAAAUAUUCCCCUUCAGUUUCGGUGAAGAUCCAAUGAAUGAGGGUGAUUCUGGUUCGGUGCAGUGUAACGUACCUUCGGGUGAUUUGCCGAUCGGUAUUAAAUGGUACUUCAAUGGUGCUGUGAUCGAGGAUCUUGCCACUACAAUCACAAACAUCGGCAAAAGAGCAAAGGUCCUGACGAUAGAUUCUGUAGCUGCACGCCACGCAGGAAACUAUACCUGCGAGGCAUCAAAUCUUGCGGACGUAGUACAUUUCAGUGCUUCUUUGGUAGUUAAUGUACCUCCAAGGUGGAUUCUUGAACCAACUGAUAAGGCCUUUGCUCAGGGUUCGAACGCCAAGGUAGAAUGUAAAGCAGAUGGUUUCCCCAAGCCACAAGUCACCUGGAAGAAGGCUGUUGGAGACACUCCCGGCGAAUAUAAGGAUUUGCGCUCAAAUGAUUCAAGCAUUCGUGUGGAAGAAGGAUCUCUUUUCAUUCAAAACAUUCAGAAAUCGAACGAAGGAUACUAUUUGUGCGAAGCCAUUAACGGCAUCGGAUCCGGGUUGAGUGCGGUUACGCUGAUCACCGUUCAAGCACCACCAGAAUUUGUAGAGAAGCUUCGCAAUCAAACUGCCCGCCGUGGUGAACCAUCCGUAUUGCAGUGUGAAGCGAAGGGUGAGAAACCCAUUGGCAUCUUGUGGAAUAUGAACAACAUUCGGCUGGACCCGAAGUCGGAUAAUCGGUACACGAUUCGUGAGGAAAUUCUUCCCAACGGUGUUACCUCAAGCCUUUCCAUUAAGCGUACGGAACGAAGUGAUUCGGCAUUGUUCACCUGCAUGGCAACGAACGCAUUCGGCAGUGAUGAUACUAGCAUCAACAUGAUCAUUCAGGAACCACCAGAGAUGCCGUACGCGCUGAAGGUGUUGGACAAAUCUGGCCGAACUGUGCAGCUGAGCUGGGCUAAACCGUACGAUGGUAACUCUCCGUUGAAGCGUUAUAUUAUUGAGUUCAAACGAUCGCGGGGAUCUUGGGAAAAUGAUAUUGAUCGAGUGAUUGUACCUGGAGACACGAAUGAGGCACAAGUCCAGAAGCUAAGCCCCGCAACAACUUACAAUAUUCGCAUUGUGGCUGAGAAUGAUAUUGGUGUAUCGGAUCCUUCAGAUGUGGUAACGAUCAUAACGGCGGAAGAGGCACCAUCUGGUAAACCACAAGCGAUCAAGGUUGAGGCAAUUAACCAGUCGACACUGCGCGUCAGCUGGAAAGCACCGGCUCGGGCAGAAUGGAAUGGUGAUAUUUUGGGAUACUAUGUAGGAUACAAACAGACCUCCAUUAACACUCUGUACGUGUAUGAAACCGUAAACUAUUCGCCCGAGGGUGGAGAAGGCAAGGAGCACAGUCUGGAGAUCAAUAACCUGAAGACGUACACGCAGUAUUCGAUUGUAAUUCAAGCGUUCAAUAAAGUUGGCGCUGGUCCAAUGAGCGACGAAGAAAAGCAGUACACGGCCGAGGGUACACCUGAUCAGCCACCAAGUGAUACGAUGUGCACAACGCUAACGUCACAGACGAUUCGUGUAUCUUGGGUAAGCCCACCCUUGGAAUCGGCGAACGGUGUCAUCAAGGGUUACAAGGUGGUGUACGCACCAAGCGAUCUGUGGAACAACGAUAAGAACAAGGAUUACAAGAAAACGGCCUCCAGCGAUACGGUACUGCAUGGUUUGAAGAAAUACACCAACUACACGAUGCAGGUGCUGGCCACGACUUCAGGUGGUGAUGGAGUGCGCAGUGCGCCGAUUCACUGUCAAACAGAACAGGACGUCCCGGAAGCACCGACUGCAGUGAAGGCUUUGGUAAUGUCCGAGGGAUCAAUUCUUGUUUCCUGGCAACCACCGGCACAGCCCAACGGUUUGAUUUUGCAGUACACCGUGUACAUCAAGAGUGGAGAACAAGAACCAAAAAGCUACAAAGUUCCAUCCUUCCAAAUAAACUAUGAAGCAUCGGGAUUGGAAAAAAAUCAAAAGUACGAAUUCUGGGUAACGGCCUCGACUACCAUCGGAGAGGGUCAAUCCUCCAAAACACUGUCUGCCAUGCCGAGUGAUAAGGUUCCAGCCAAGAUUGCUUCGUUCGAUGAUAAGUUUACGGCUACUUUCAAGGAAGAUGCUAAACUACCGUGCUUGGCCGUGGGAUCGCCGACGCCGGACAUUACCUGGAAGAUCAAGGGUGUAGAGUUUGUACCGAACGAACGCAUCCGUCAGCUGCCAGAAGGAUCACUGUUCAUCAAGGACGUUAUUCGACAGGAUGCUGGUGACUAUACCUGUACCGCGGAAAACUCGAUCGCCAAAGAUUCGAUCACACACCGACUGAUCGUGCUGGCACCACCACAAUCUCCACAGCUUACACUAACGGCAACAACAACGGAUUCGCUCUCGGUUAAGCUGAAACCUCAUGAAUCGGAUACCGCACCUCUGCAGGGUUAUACGUUGCAUUACAAGCCCGAGUUCGGCGAAUGGGAAACAAUCGAUGUUGCGCUGGAAGCACCGAAAUACACAAUCGAAAAACUGUACUGCGGAUCACGCUAUCAGGUGUAUGCAACGGCUUACAAUACAAUCGGAGCUGGAGAGCCAUCGGAUAUUUUGAACACACGCACAAAGGGUUCGAAACCACUCCUACCGGAAAAAUCACGAUUCAUCGAAGUUUCAUCAAACUCGAUCACGUUGCAUCUUCCCGCAUGGAAGGAUGGCGGUUGUCGAAUGUCUCACUUUGUUGUUGAGCACAAGAAGAAGGAUCAAAUUGAUUGGAACCAGAUUUCGAACAAUGUCAAACCGGGUGGAAACUUUGUAGUGUUGGAUCUUGAACCUGCUACCUGGUACAAUCUUCGCGUGACUGCUCACAACAAUGCUGGAUUUACUGUCGCAGAAUAUGAAUUCGCUACUCUCACCAUCACGGGAGGAACGGUUGCGCCCAGCUUUGGCUCUGUGCAACCAGGUACGAUCUACCCACCGUGGAUUCCGCACUGGAUUGACCUGAACGUAAUGGUACCACUGAUCGCAACCGUGAUCGUGGUGGCGGUAGGUGUAUUAGUAAUUUGUGUAGCAAUCUCCCGACGCCGAGAUGACGAUCCCCGAUGUGGACCGAAGGAUGUAUACUACGAUGUCGUGUACAAUCAGUCAAUGGGACCGGCGGGAGCUGCUACACUUGACAAGAGGCGACCGGAUAUACGUGACGAGCUGGGAUACAUUGCACCACCGAACCGUAAGCUACCACCGGUACCAGGAUCCAACUACAAUACCUGCGAUCGAGUGAAGCGGGGAACUGUAAUAAGCCAUAAUCCUUCCAUAAAAUCCAACCAUACCACUUGGGAUCCGCGACGUCCGUUGUACGAAGAACUGAAGAAGGCACCACCACCAUUGCCAAGACGUUUCAACCAUCCGCCGGCGUGUUAUGGCAUGGAGGAUGAGAUUUGCCCGUACGCAACGUUCCAUCUGCUUGGAUUCCGGGAAGAAAUGGACCCAACAAAGGCAAUGAACUUCCAAACAUUCCCGCAUCAGAAUGGUAUGGGUGGUCCAGGGCAUAUGGGAACGAUGGGAUCAAGCAUGGCCAUGCAGGUACCCAGCCACGUACACUCGCGAUCCGGUUCACAGUCAAUGAAUCGUUAUGCUCGCAAAAAUAGCCAAGGAGGUCAGAGCAGCAUCUACACACCGGCACCGGAAUAUGACGAUCCGGCCAACUGUGCUGAGGAAGAUCAAUAUCGACGUUACACACGCAUUAACUCUCAGGGCGGUUCGCUCUACUGUGGCCCAGGACCUGAGUACGAUGAUCCAGCCAAUUGUGCUCCGGAAGAUGAUCAGUACGGUUCGCAGUAUGGUGGCAACUAUGGUACACCUUAUGAACAUUAUGGCUCCCGAGGAUCUGUUGGACGUCAUAGCGUUGGUUCGCCGGAACCACCACCACCACCACCACGCAACCACGAUACGAGCAACUCGUCCUUUAACGAUUCCAAAGAGAGCAACGAAAUUUCCGAAGCAGAAUGUGACCGCGACAAUGGUCCACGUGGGAACUACGGAGAACCAUCUGAGGCUUCAUCGAAAUCCAACGAUGCUAUUAAUGGUGACGAAACAGAGAAAUUAUUGAAAAGAAACGAAGUCAAACCCAAGUACACCAAACAAACAGCAGCCUCCGGUAGCACAGGACUCACAGCCUACGAUACUAUGGCAGUGUAAUCUGUAAGCCACGAAGUUCAACCGUGCAAGUAGCACUCUUCAAUCCUUCAUCAACUGGUAAUUGUUGAUCAAAGGAAAAUAUGAUGAAUGUAGCGGUUGGUGUUGUACCCUCCCAAGUAGAGUAUGAUGCCGGCAUCAGUAUGUACGGGGUAUGAUUUUGCCACAGGUCGGUGGCGGGUGGACAUCGGUGUGUUUGCAGCAGGGCGAUUAGCAACAACGCACGAUAUUAGCGCAUUAUUUGUUUUUGCAACAAAUUAACCAUGCUCGACCAACGCCAGACAACGCUCCUUGGAAAUAAUUUCUUAUAACUCUGCAGUAGUUGCGUGUGUAUUUGUGUCCAUUGUACAACGCAUCCUCGUCAAUGGGAUGAUCAACAUGAUCACCUAACCCGUCGUUACUGAUACUGUUGACGAAUGUAUCUUGACUGCAGUGGUUCUUACGUUUUAUUGUGCAUAUUUUAGUGAUAUGACUAAUAUUAUUAAACCGAUUUUACUUCGCAUUGAUAUUAAUAUGAAUUGAGUUAAGCAAGCGAACCAAAAACAAAACGGCAAGCAAAAUUUCAAUAAGUUAGCUUAUGUAACAGAACAGUGCGCACACUUUUUUAGUCACCAAACGAUAGCAGAGAAACUGUGUAAGUCUAACACUUUUACGACUAUAUAUAUAGCAACUAGUAUUUAAUCCCUUAUAUAAACUAUACCCUGGUCAGCUCUGUGAAACAUUGUGCAGUAAUGAAAAAAAAGAAGCAAACACAACCAUAUGCGAUAGACUAUUAUACAAAUCGUUCACUUUGACUACAGGAUAAAAAAUUCACUGCAAAUAACUAAUACGUUAGCCUUGCUGAGAAUCAGUAAUUGUCCAACCAGUAAUGUAAUAGUAUACAAGCAACUGUGAGUCAACCAUUUUGUGUGCAUAAGUGGAGAGAUUUCUUCCAAUGCUGGUUUUUCGAUGAAGCUCUCAUACAAGUUAGUGCACCGAAAGCAAACAACAAUGACCUACAGUGAACAAUGGUAGCAAUCCAGAAGACCGGGGAAGCUUUAAUUAAAUGCACACUUGCUUAAACUUAUCUCCUUUUUAAUACUUUCACCGUAAUUGUGUGAAAUGCGGUAACAACAUGUCAACUGUUGUCAUCAUCACUGUCCAGGGAUAAUAGUGUUUAGGCUACAGAGUAAUUUGUAAUGUAUUAAGAGUCUGAAGUACUGUGCGUAAUAGAAUGUGAUGGGAGAAAAGAAAGAAAAAAAGCAAAUGAGUAAACGAAAAUGAUAGCACUCACAGAUAGGCGACAUUUGUGACAAACAACUUUUGUCCUAGCGAGAAACCAUUGUUAAAAAAAGGCUGCCAACCAUUUGUUUGUUCAUUUCACGCGUACUACUAGCACAUCUACCGGGAUGGCGGAAUCGUAAGAGAGUUUUCAUGCGUGAUAGUAGCAAUAAUACGCAACACAGAGUGGAGAACCUCUAACCUUAGUUUAGUGUAUGAGUUUCCUCUUUCGUGGUUUCCCACUCGUACAAUUUACGUGAGUAGAAGCGGGAAUAAUUGUUUGCAUUUUGAUAUUUUUUUUAGCGAAAGCUUUCGUAAAGCUUGCAUAAUGAGCAGUAUACACCAAACAAAAAAUCCAACUGGUAGCUAGGUUUUUAAACAAAUUGGACGCUCGUUCCGGUCGCUUUCGGAUUGUUAAGUUGUUGUUAACAUUCACGAAAACUCACUGCAACGCGACGAUGUUUGCUCAAUCUAUUGCGAAUGACUUAUUAGCUUUUUUUUCCUAGGCCUAUUUAACGUAACGUUCGAAUGAAGUAGAUUUUGUGUUUCAAAUGUGUCAAGUAAUUAAAAAGGUACUUUUUUAUAUCCAGAGGUAAUCUAGUAGAGUUGAUGAAGACGGGUGCUACGAGUAAGUACGCCCUUUUUUGGUGAAGCAAGUUUAUAGCUGACAGACGGUUUGCUUCGGUCGCCCGGUAGAAUUCUGUAAAGUAUUGGCUCUUUGCCAUCUUAUUGUCUCUCUCUCUGUGUAAGUGUGUUUAUGUAAAACGCAAACCAACAACGCAAAUGCAAUUAUGAUUUAAACGAUUUCUUCCAAAUAAUAUACCUUUGUUGGUACGCUCUUGCGCAACUGAUGAACAUUCAUUGUAAGGAAGCUGCAACAAGCCAGAAAGUAAUACGAAACCACCUAAAAAUAGUCGCUAAACGAACUUUUUUUUUUCGUCGUAUAUGGGGUCAUAUGUGGCACAGUUUUGUGACAGGUUCGAUGUGAAGUGAAGCGGGGUAUGGCUUACACUUUGGGAAAGUUUUUUUUAGGCAAAAAUGAGAAGAAGAAAAAAACAGAAAGGUUAGAAAAGUGUAACUUACCAGUACAUGUCGUGUUUUCCUCAACUUAUAAAACUACUAAACCGUAUCAGUGUGAACGUAAAUAAUGCAGUUAAAGAGAAAAUAGCAACUUAUAGUCAUUACUACUCCACCCUUUCACCCAAAACAAAACAAACAACAACAAAAAAAAAACAUAACGAAAUGAUAAAUCGAUUAAGGAAAUUUAAACCAAAUUAGUGGUAGUAAGUAAAUUAUAAUCAACACAAAGGUACAGGUGCAUAAAUGUUCGAAAACAAAGUAAAAACAUACACACAAACAAACGAAUGAGAUUGAUUGAUACAUUGGUUGAGCGAAACGAAUCCGUUUUUUUUCUUUCUGUUUACUAACAUAAGUACGCUUUCUUUGUCGUUAUUCCUGCGAACGAGAAAGCGGAAUGAUUUCUUUUAAAUUAAUUCUGUUCACAAUCAGUUUAUUGAACAAUGAAAAUUGAAAUCAGCUUCUAGUCAUUUUCUUCCAGCAUUGUUCAAAAUUAGCCCUAAAACUGUGUUUCCAGUAUCUUUUUUAAUUUUUGUUUUGCUGUGUGUGAUUCAGUGUUUAAAGCUAAGUCAAGUGCCAUAAUUUGUGUCUGAAGCUUUUUUUUGUUUAAUACGUUCUACAUUCAUACAUGCCGUUUGAAUCAAUGUAUCGAUAGUUCUUAUACCAAUCUUUCAACUGAACAAAUUCAACGGACAAAAGAAAUUUAAUCAAAAUUAUGCAACAAUUGUUGUACAAACCAAAUAAUAGAGCAUGGAUACGAAAUAACUGCUUCGUAACAUAUAAUAAUAUUUAGCGGAUGUAGUAGGUAGUAGGUGAGACAAAAAAACCAAUGCAUUUAUUUACACUGUUUGGCAAAUGGAUCACAAUUAGGGUGCGGUUAUGUUUUGCUUUGCAGAAAACUAAUUAUGAUUUUUGUGUUCGUAACAAAUUGCCGUCUUUUUUCAUGAGUUUUCGUUUUAUACGCUUCAUAUAAACGUACCGAAUACUUCUUAUUCUACUUAUGAGACGUGCAGCAUUCUUUACCGAAAGUUAUCAAACAAAAGUAAUUCUUUGAAAAAAAAAACAAAAGAAAUAACAAGCUCUGUAGUAUAAUCCCUAUGAUACGCUCGCAAAACAUGUAAUCAAUGUAAUCACUUAUGGAAAAGGUGUGUGAAACUAUGUUUAAGAAAUUGAUAAGCUGAUUCAAACCGUUGCAUUCGAUUUGCGAAAAAGCAAACCAAAAUGGAGAGCAAAUUAAAUGAAAAUGCAUACGCGAACAAUCACUGUUCCAUUAGCGAGAAAGAUAGACCGAGAGAAAAGCAAAGAAAAAAAGAAAAUAACAAAUUUCAGUAACAUUACCCAUUAAAUGUAGUGAUUGAUAAAUUGCUUGCUUGAAUAUUGUCAAACAGGAAAAGCUUAGAUCAGAACGUGAAGUACCAAAUCCACCGUAAGGCGGAUGGGGUUAUUGAAGGGUAAUUGCAAAAAAAAGGUAAAACGAUUCGUACGAACAACUGUACCGAAUCCCCGGACCCAUUUGGUGGCUCUAGUAAUUGCAGAAAAGAAAAGAAAACAAAAAACAAAAACAAGAACGAAAAGAAACGCAAAACGUAAACUUCACUAAUGAGCAUAUACUCUUUAAAUUUAAAUAAUACUAGAAACGUAAGUAAGCUAACUAAUGAAACAAAAGAAUCAGAAACAUGCAGCCAAAAUCAACUACUAACAGACAGCAUACGAAACAUUGCAUCACGAAACUAUUCAAAAGCAAAAUAAUGCAAACUAUACAGAAUUUUCAGAACUACUCAAAUUAUUACCAGACAAAACAAAACAAAAACACCCAAAAAUCGAAAUAAAAAUAGUAAAAAGA